This is a messenger RNA of Mycosarcoma maydis (corn smut), 804 nucleotides long. RefSeq lists its product as uncharacterized. NCBI's taxonomy places the organism in Eukaryota, Fungi, Basidiomycota, Ustilaginomycetes, Ustilaginales. The transcript has 2 exons. Gene Ontology annotation, molecular function: deNEDDylase activity; cysteine-type peptidase activity. Gene Ontology annotation, biological process: proteolysis. The record is from RefSeq and is a predicted model, not a curated record. The coding region runs from base 1 to 804 and encodes 267 amino acids.
AUGCUCUUCGACUCAGACCCGCUCGUGGUUUCCACCAACGAUGCCUGCUUGCACAAAUCGGAUGUCAAGACACUGAAACAUGGCGAGUGGCUCGGAGAUAAUGUGCUCGCUUUCCACGCCGAAUGGCUUCAAGCGCUCAGUGACCAGCUCGACCAGUCCAAUCCGAGUCCUUCAAAUGUCAAGAUGUUUCCACCCUCGGUCGUCGAGCUGCUCUGCACGCUUGGAAGCGCCGCAGCACCGCAAGCUGCUUGUGUCAUUCCUCAACCAAAGCAACGCUUCCUUCUGCUGCCAGUGAACGAUCGCUACAGCCCUUCGAGCCGAGGACACUCAUCGGCAGGAAGCCACUGGAGUCUCCUCCUCGUCGAUGCUGCCUCGGGUGUCGCAUUUCACCUCGACUCGCUAGGCGAAUGCAAUCACAGUGCGGCAACUGCUGUACUUUCUAGUAUCCUCAAGCUCGUCCAGCCGGAAAGCAUCCAGAAAAGCUCUUCAGUACCCAUGCCUUCCAAAGUCGACUGCCUGCAACACCAGGAGAACGGCAGCGAUUGCGGCAUCUAUGUCCUCCUCCUCUCCAGCCUCCUGCAUCGCCAGCUCAGUAUACCACAAGCAGCAUCCUGCCAUCUCUCGGAUGUGGUUCAAAUGGUCUGUGCAGAUGCGACCCCGCGCCACGUAACUCGCUUCCGCAAAUUGUACAAAGACUGGCUCAAGUCAUGGGGAAAGGCGACUCAUCACCAAGAACACGUUGAUCCCAACCAAAACGUCAAAGCGCAUUUUCUCGAGCUUUUCUCGGAAAUCGGUCUCGAGUAA